CCCAGGGCCCCUUCCUCCUUCCUCCUCCUGCCUUCCUGCCUCAGUCCCCUUCCCACGGUGCUCGCCCUUUCAUCAUCCGCUUCCCUGUGAAGGCAUUUCCUAAAGCCGAGCCUGAGUGGUUCUCCCGGGGCAGGCUGCUUUGGGGAGCUGGGGGGGUGCGAAACACCCUAGAUGCUGGGUAAUGGGGUGGGAAAAUCGAUGAUUUAAGAACAAAACCGAAAAACUGGCGUUUUGCCGUGCUGCUCGGAGGGGACCUUAAAAAAUUUCUUAGUGUUUGCCCGCAAAGGUAUUGUGCGUUGCCUGGGAGGCUGAGAUGGGGGAGAACAGACAGGUCCUUUGUUCUGAGGUUCAUCUCCCGAGCCCCGAGCCUCCUCCCAGUCUCGGACGGCUGCGCGGGCUGCAUCUGUGCAGCCUGGCGGCGGUGGGGCUGUGCCAUGACAUUUUCACAGCCCUUCUUGCAGAGACAUGUGUGCCAGGGAUGCCGAAUUGCCGGGAGAGCAGCUUUUCCUCCGCAACCAUGUCUGACAAACCCGAUAUGGCUGAGAUCGAGAAAUUCGAUAAGUCGAAACUGAAGAAGACAGAGACGCAAGAGAAAAAUCCACUGCCUUCCAAAGAAACGAUUGAACAGGAGAAGCAAGCAGGCGAAUCGUAAUGAGGCGUGCGCCGCCAAUAUGCACUGUACAUUCCACAAGCAUUGCCUUCUUAUUUUACUUCUUUUAGCUGUUUAACUUUGUAAGAUGCAAAGAGGUUGGAUCAAGUUUAAAUGACUGUGCUGCCCCUUUCACAUCAAAGAACUACUGACAACGAAGGCCGCGCCUGCCUUUCCCAUCUGUCUAUCUGGCUGGCAGGGAAGGAAAGAACUUGCAUGUUGGUGAAGGAAGAAGUGGGGUGGAAGAAGUGGGGGUGGGACGACAGUGAAAUCUAGAGUAAAACCAAGCUGGCCCAAGGUGUCCUGCAGGCUGUAAUGCAGUUUAAUCAGAGUGCCAUUUUUUUUUUGUUCAAAUGAUUUUAAUUAUCGGAAUGCACAAUUUUUUUAAUAUGCAAAUAAAAAGUUUAAAAACUUA
This is a messenger RNA of Macaca mulatta (Rhesus monkey), 1064 nucleotides long. NCBI's taxonomy places the organism in Eukaryota, Metazoa, Chordata, Mammalia, Primates, Cercopithecidae. The record is from RefSeq and is a predicted model, not a curated record.